Molecule: messenger RNA, 1461 nt
Organism: Aspergillus clavatus NRRL 1
Lineage: Eukaryota; Fungi; Ascomycota; Eurotiomycetes; Eurotiales; Aspergillaceae
Product: F-box domain protein
Exons: 2
Coding region: 1-1461 (486 amino acids)
Source: RefSeq, a predicted model, not a curated record
AUGUACUCGCAUACCCUCUCUGAUCUCCCACUGGAGAUUCUAGACCUGAUCUUUUCAUAUCUCUGCCCGCAUUGCGCUGAGCAGCCUGAGGCAACCCCGUGCAACUCAACCGUUCACACGCGCGAUACCCUACUCGCGCUCUGUCUUGUCUGCACGCGGCUGCGACCCAGCGCCCAGGCCAUCCUAUUUCACGAGUACCAUGUGGCGUACCGGUCGACAGGUGGUGCAGAGUCCAGCUCAGAGGGCCCGCUAGUGUCGUUCUUGAAAGCUGUUACUCGACGUCCAUAUCUAGCCAACCAGGUCAAAAGAGUCUGUAUCUCGUCGUCCCAAUUGCGAUCGAUCGGCUGCAAUGAUGCUCGAUCUAUGCUUGAAGAAGCUGCCCUGGCCAGGGGCACGACCCUGUCAAAGGCCUGGGCACCACGAAUGCUGGAUAUCUCCAAUGAGCUCCCCGAGUCGAGGCAGUUUCUCGCUUCUUUUCUUCAAGGUUGGGAUUCGAUCGGAGAGCUUCAGACUCCUUCUCAACAGCAACGACGAUGGCUCAAUACCGAGCUGGCGAGCAUGGUAAUUGCUCUGCUUCCCAAGCUUGAACACGUCGGCCUUGAAACAGGCGCAUUUCCCUUGGAGGCCAAUCUCAUGCCAUCUCUACAGGCGUUCGGAGCCACCAAUCUUCCAAUACGGAGCGUCGGUCUCUAUUCCUGGCAGUCUCCCUCUGCACUCGCUUUUCUUCGAUUGGCGAGUCGCCUCGAAAUCCUCCACGUCCACAAGUACACCGUCUCCUUGCCGGCUCUCGCCCUGCCGACGUUCACCACCCUCCGCCUAACCGAGUGCCGAUACAGCGAGCAAGAUCUUGGAAAGCUCCUGGGCAAAUGCACGAAUCUCGAAACCUUCGUCUACGAAUCCAGCUGGGCUGACCAAUACGGAUGUGCACCCGAUAUGUCCGGCAGCGAUCAUUUCCAGCCCACUGACGCGGUUGUGCAUCUUCGUCGCCAGCGUCGCAUGCUACGGAACCUGCAUCUCGACCUCCGGAAACGGGGCAGUUUCCCCAACCCUGGGGGCACCAUCCAGCCGAUUUCCAGCUUGGAGGAGUUUGGUGCGCUCCAGCAUCUGUUUUCUGCCACUGGAUCUCCUACCCUGGCUGAAGAGCGCUUGGCGAGCUUCCUGCCCCGGACGAUUGUCUCGUUGCACCUGGCGGACUUGAAUGGAAAUGCUCCAACGCAAGCUGCGGCGCUGGCUGGCCUGGCGGAUGCAGUUGCGGAGGGGGCAUUCCCGUGUUUGAAAGUAGUGCGGUGCGAUGAGAGUCCGCGCUUCUCCGAGUCUCUUGAGGAGAGGCUGACUGCUGCUGGGGUGGAUUUGGGCUAUGCCAGCUGGCCGGUCGAGCCGCCUCCGCCAUAUUUCUAUGAACCCGGGUUCUAUCCCCAUUAUGCCAUGCCGUUGCCUGAUUCGGAGGAUGAGGAUCUUUGA